GGGGCCAUGGAGCAGCUCUUAACUUUCUGUUUCAGUGACUCUUGGGUGAACUAAGCGUUCUCUGCUCACAGAGCGAUAUUUUACUUUUUGUUUAGACGUUUCUGAGACACAGCAGCGUUGUUCAUCCUACAGUGUGAAGAUGGGUGAGUUUAUAGAGGACUACGACAAUAUUACUGUUGAAGAAAUUAAAGAAACACUGACCCAUGAAGAUCUUCCAUCAGCUGUCAGCAAGAUUAAGGAUUAUUUUGAACAGCAAGACCGCGUGGAGCUGAACAUUGCUGUGACAGGAGAAUCCGGCUCUGGAAAAUCCACCUUCAUCAAUGCUUUCAGGGGAAUGGGGGAUGAGGAGGAGGGCUCUGCAGAAACUGGUGUUGUAGAGACCACUAAGUUUCCCACACCUUACCCACAUCCAAAAUACCCAAAUGUCAAAUUGUGGGAUCUCCCUGGCAUCGGAACACCCAACUUCAAAGCUGAUCAAUAUCUUAAACAGGUUGAAUUUCAGCGCUAUGAUUUUUUCAUCAUCAUCGCAUCAGAUCGCUUCAGAGAAUGCCACGCCAAUUUAGCAGCAGAGAUAGUGAAAAUGAACAAGAAGUUCUACUUCAUUCGCUCAAAGAUUGACAGCAACAUUGCUGCUGAGCAAAGAAAGAAGAAGAAAGUAUUCAAUGAGAAAAAUAUACUGGAUGCUAUCCGAAAAGACUGCAUUGAAGGGCUGGAAAAGAUUGGUGUAGAUUCUCCUGUGGUCUUCCUGAUCUCAUGCUUUGACCUUGCUCUCUAUGAUUUCAACUAUCUUGAAAUGACCAUGGAGAUGGAACUUCCCCAGCACAAGAAACAUGUGCUGAUGCUGGCCCUUCCAAACAUCACUCUGGAGAUCAAUGAGAGAAAGAAAAAGGCACUGCAGAAAAAUAUAUGGAAGUUGGCUCUGCUGUCUGCUGGUGUUGCAGCUGUUCCCAUCCCUAUAGCGAAUGCAGCUGUUUCAAUCAUUGUAGAUGUGACGAUUUUGGUGGUAGAGCUUAAAAGAUACUACAAUGCCUUCAGUGUUGAUCCUGCCUCCUUGCAGAGGCUCUCUGACAGAUCAGGAAAGUCAGUAGAUGAGCUAAAAGCAGUAAUGAAGUCUCCUUUGCAUGCAGAAAUAAACAAAGAUCUGGUUGUUAAGUUGUUGGCUGGCUGCACUGUUGGUGCUUUAGAAGCAGCAGCAGAAUUUUGGCUGGGUCUCAUCCCUGUUGUGGGAUCUCUGGUAGCAGGUCCACUUUCUUUUGUCACAGUGUAUUUCACACUGAAGAGCUGUCUUAAUGGACUGGCUGAAGAUGCCCGCAAUGUGCUCAUGGCUGCUCUGCAAACUCCAGUUUGAAAACAAGUGUAUUCUGUAUAAAUUCUGUAAGGUACCUUUAUUUAUCACUGCCUGUCCUAAAAACUUGUCUAAUGUCCCCAUAACAUCAUGGCCUAAGCAAUGAUCUGAGCUGAAUUAUAGUCGCUUUUCUUUAAAAUUCUGAUCCUCGUUAUGGCGCUGGAUACACUAACAUCUUGUGGCACAUGAUGUAUGCAGCAGUCGGAUUCAAAUGAAAGAUGAAACUACUGAUGGUAAAACUUUCUGUAGUGUAGGGACAGAUUGUGAUACGGCUGCCAAUAAUGUGGCAGAUGGAGAACAUUUAUCUACGAUUAAUGAAUUAAUGAUAAGAUGGAUUGGUUUGUGUUGGCCCAAUCAAAGCCUUGAGCUGAC
Messenger RNA from Colossoma macropomum (tambaqui), 1717 nucleotides. Its product is annotated as interferon-inducible GTPase 5-like. Bases 140 to 1348 code for a protein of 402 amino acids. The record is from RefSeq and is a predicted model, not a curated record. Gene Ontology annotation, cellular component: membrane. Lineage: Eukaryota; Metazoa; Chordata; Actinopteri; Characiformes; Serrasalmidae. Gene Ontology annotation, molecular function: GTP binding. The transcript is spliced from 3 exons.